UGAAGCAAAGCAAAGGCGCGGGACUAUGGCGGAGAGUUGGUGGGGCCCCUCUCUCGCUCUCAGUCUCAGUCUCAGUCUUCCCCAAUUUCCCUCCACCAGAGCUCCUCCUCCCAUGUCUACCCUCCCUUCCCUCAACCCCAACCCUAACCCUAAGCAUUGCCGCUCCUCCUCCACUCCCAACCCCUCCCCCGCCGCCGCCGCCCAGCCUUCUCUCCUCGUCUUCUCCGGCGGCACCGCCUUCAACGGCGUCGUCCAGGACCUCAUGAAUUUCACUACUCGCGUCGCGCACGUCCUUCCCGUCUCCGACGACGGCGGCAGCACCGCCGAGAUCGUCCGCGUCCUCGGUAAAUCUCAAUUGAACGUGCGGUCCAGAUGCUUGAGAUUGGCCGAUAAAAGCACCUCCGAGGCCGUCGCCGUCCGGCAGUUGCUUGGUCACCGUUUACCGCUGGAUCCACGCAGGGCCAAAUCGGAAUGGUAUGAUAUUGUGGAAGGAGAUCACUCCUUGUGGACAGGAGUGACGAAGCCUUACAGGGAAACCAUUCGAGCUUUUCUCGUUUAUUUUCAGAGUCAGAUUCUCCGUCGAUCUGAUGAAUCGUUUUGCUUCAGUAAUGGCAGCAUUGGGAAUUUCUUCUUUGCUGGAGCACAUGUCUUUUUUCGGUCUUUGGAUGCUGCAAUAUUUUUAUUUUCUCGAGUGUCAGAUAUCCCAUCAGAAAGUCUGGUUCUUCCAGUGAUUUCUACUAAUGACAGGCUUACAUUAGGAUGUGAAUUAUCGGAUGGAACUAUAAUACGAGGGCAGAAUGAAAUUUCCCAUCCAACCAAUGGAUAUAUGGCUCUUGUCAAUAAGGGAAGCUCUUCAGCUCCCGCACUCUCUUCGAGGAUUAAGAGGGUAUUCUACAUGUCAAGUGAGGGCCAAAACUUGCUUCAUGAGGUCUUCCCUGCUCCAAACUCAACUGUGAUUGAUCAGCUGCGUAAUGUGGAUUGCAUUGUUUAUGCCAUGGGUUCUCUCUUUACUUCUGUUUGCCCAUCACUGGUGUUGAUUGGCAUUGGCGAGAUUAUAUCUUCAAGGUCCUGCCCCAAGGUGCUUUUGUUAAAUGGUACUCAUGAUCGAGAGACCAGUGGCUUCUCAGCUUCUCUCUUUGUAACUGCUAUUACAGAUGCUCUGAAUCGAACAUACGGAGGUCCGAAUAACUGUCUCAAAAAUCUUCCCAGUCACUAUAUCAAUACUUUAUUGGUGCCCAAAGAUGGUGAGAUACCUGUUAAUGUUCAGUGCUUAGCUGAUCAAGGAAUAUUUGAAGUGAUCGUUGUUGACUCUGUCCAUGAUCCAAAAGUAGGCUUGGUGUUUGACCCCAAGUCCUUAAUACAAGCCCUUGAUGAUUUGAUAGGCAGACACAUGUCUACUAGUGUUAAGGUGGUCUAGAUGAUAAAAGUGCGGAAAUUUUGUUCAG
Messenger RNA from Argentina anserina (silverweed cinquefoil), 1445 nucleotides. RefSeq lists its product as uncharacterized. The transcript has 12 exons. Gene Ontology annotation, molecular function: LPPG:FO 2-phospho-L-lactate transferase activity. The record is from RefSeq and is a predicted model, not a curated record. Bases 26 to 1417 code for a protein of 463 amino acids. Lineage: Eukaryota; Viridiplantae; Streptophyta; Magnoliopsida; Rosales; Rosaceae.